UUCAAUGAAUACGUGAAUCGUAAUCGUGGGUUAGGAAUGUUUUCUUUCCUUAGUGUGAGAGUGACAAAGCCCGUUUAUUUGCAUUGAUGAAUUAUUUUCUUGAAAUGUUAAGGAAAAGUAAAUAAUUUAAAAUGUCAUUAGUUUACCAUAUUUAAUUCACAAUUCCUUGCAUUUCUAUUUAAUCUGUAAAUAAUUAGUAAACAAACAUUCCACCCACAUAUCUUAGCUCUUUAUUGUUCUAAAUCAGAGUUAAUUGGUUGAUGAGUGAAUUCAAGACUUUAAAUUGAGUAAAUUAGUGUCUGAAAUUUUAUUUCUAUAGUUUUACUUUCCAGGGUUUAUAAAUCACUUCGUUUGCUGUAAACAAUAUGGGAGCCAGGUGUGAUGACUGUCUCACACGAAUCCCCUAUCGCUACUCUCAUCGCCACCAUCAUGUGUGUGUCUGGGGUCGGCAUAUUCUGCGGGACCAUGCAUAGAGGAGUCACACUCACUACACUUAUGCUGGAUGAAGUUUUCCAUAUGAGACUUGGAUGGCUGGAACCAGUUGAGAUGCUGUUUGUGAUCCUGGGUGGUUGUAUGGCAGCACUGGGUCUCAUGAUACUGUUUGUGGGGUUCCUGGCUACUGGUGCCACUCGUCACAAAGUGUACAGGGCUUGGACUGCUCGAGUCAGUGGCAGGAUCUCCUGUGCUGUGGCAGAAUUGGGAAUGCAAGAAUCCACUAAUGGAACUAGCAAAGAGGAACAAAUUCUCCUAGGCUGGGUGCCGGGACAUAAAAGUGUUCCUGGAAAUGAAGUGGCUGUCGCUCUUGCCAAGAUUGCUUCUGACAGCCUUUGGGUAGGACCAGAUCCGGGCUGUGAACCAGUACCCUUCUCCUAG
Homalodisca vitripennis (glassy-winged sharpshooter) is the source of this 873-nucleotide messenger RNA. RefSeq lists its product as uncharacterized. The coding region runs from base 382 to 873 and encodes 163 amino acids. Gene Ontology annotation, cellular component: plasma membrane. The transcript is spliced from 5 exons. Gene Ontology annotation, biological process: neuron projection development. NCBI's taxonomy places the organism in Eukaryota, Metazoa, Arthropoda, Insecta, Hemiptera, Cicadellidae. The record is from RefSeq and is a predicted model, not a curated record.